CCCGGGGGCAGGAAGGGCCCAUGAGCGGGGUGCUCCUGGUGGGCUACAGCAGCAGCAGCAGCAGCUCGGAAGGCGAGGAUGAGCCCGGGUCCGGCGCGGAGCCUAAGGAGCGCGGCGGCCGCGGGCGCCCUCCCCCGCCCCCUCGGCUGCCCCUCCCGGACAGCGUCUUGAACAUGUUUCCCGAUCCCGAAGAUGAGCCGGUGGAUGAUGCUGAAAAACACGGUGGGAGAGUCCGCACCUUCCCCCAUGAAAGGGGGAUUUGGGCCACCCACGUCUGGGUGCCCUAUGAAGCAAAGGAAGAUUUUUUUGACCUGCUUGACAUCCUCAUGACCCAGGCCCAAAAGGUCCUGCCCAGGCUAGUAAAGAUGAAGGAGUUCCACAUCAGUCUGUCCCAGAGUGUGGUCCUGCGCUACCAUUGGAUCACUCCCUUCAUGCAGUCCCUGAAGGGCCGCAUGGCCCCCUUCUAUAGGUUCUUGUUCACAGCCAACCAGGUGAAGGUUUACACAAAUCAAGAGAAGACAAGGACCUUCCUCGGGUUAGAGGUCACUGCGGGGCAUUCCCACUUCCUGGACUUGGUCUCAGAAGUAGACAGAGUCAUGGAGGAAUUUGACCUGGCAACUUUCUACAAGGAGCCUUCCUUCCACAUCAGUCUGGCCUGGUGUGUGGGAGACGCGCGGUCCCGGCUGGAGGAGGGUGUCGUUCGGGAGCUGCAGGAAACCGUGAACAGCUUUGAUGACUCUGCCCCACUGCUGCGCGUGCGGGCCGAGCAGGUCCGCUGCAAGUCUGGGAAUAAGUUCUUCUCAUUCCCGUUAAAAUGAGAGCCAGCCAGUGAGCGAAUGACCCUCCUGCUUGUGGCGGGCCGGGGAAGGAGCCUUCCUCUGGAAGGGUGAAGGAUGGAGGAGAAACAGCAUGAGCCCGGCUCCGUGGUUCCCAGCCCAUCCUGAUGGUGAGCCCUGGCCCGGGAGCCCCACUUAGGACUGCAAAGGGGGCCUCUGCCCAGAUCCGGGGUUCUUCCCUACCCUCUUCUUCCCAAGUAAGGGGCUAGUUCCCCCCGAUGCCCAGCAGAGGGCAGGGCAGCCCAUGAUUCUUGUCCUGAGUCUUUGAGCCUGGUGGGGAAUUUUUUGGGGUCACUUGGUGAACCUUUCAGCUGUUUGCAUUUUUAUGCCGUUGGCCUCUGAACAAAAUCCGAAGAAUUAGUGUUUCCACACCUCGCCCUGUCCUGCCCUGGUGGCCAGGUGUCUUGGACAGGCCCAUCCCUGCCCUCUUCCCAGAAACUCCUGGUCCCUGCCCCAGUCCCACCCAGGCCGCCCCUGAGUCAAGCGGGCGGCUCUGCCCCAGGAUUCUCCAGCACAUCCCCCUCACCCCUUCCCAGGAGCCCCACCAGGUGCCGGGGGAAAGUUUGAGCAGAUGCUUCUUGUGGGCUGGGCUGUCUGGGAAGAGCUCUCUGGAUCUCCCAACGCUUCGGCCUCUGGCUUCCCGUGUUAAUUUUCCAAAAAAUUAGGAAACGAAUCUUUCCUAUGGAGGCCCUCCUCCUGGUGCUCCAAAACUAUCCCAGGCUCUGGCUCCAUUUGUCCCUUUCUGCCUGAUGAGCAGCGAGACACAUUUUACAGGGAAGCGUUCAGGGCCAGUUGGGGCCCUCACUGCUACUAAAAGAACCUGGGUUGUCCUGAACAAAUCCAGCUGCCACCUGGGUGUCUGGUACUGGCUGGUGGGACUAUAUCUGGAUAUUUAAAUGAUGUGAACUG
Sarcophilus harrisii (Tasmanian devil) is the source of this 1745-nucleotide messenger RNA. RefSeq names its product U6 snRNA biogenesis phosphodiesterase 1 (gene USB1). The record is from RefSeq and is a predicted model, not a curated record. Lineage: Eukaryota; Metazoa; Chordata; Mammalia; Dasyuromorphia; Dasyuridae. Gene Ontology annotation, cellular component: nucleus. The transcript is spliced from 7 exons. The coding region runs from base 21 to 818 and encodes 265 amino acids. Gene Ontology annotation, biological process: U6 snRNA 3'-end processing. Gene Ontology annotation, molecular function: 3'-5'-RNA exonuclease activity.